GCUGUCAUCAUGAACUGAACUAAGGAAUGAAAGACAGCCGCGGCUCAGGCUGACACUCAACAUAUCCUCCAGCCCCAACUCCGGCUGGUAUAAAGAGCGUCGCGAUUCGUCCUGCCUGGGUCAUCACCGCUCAUAUUCCUUCCCUCACCCGCUGGUCAUUAGCUCUCGACUUCCGCCUCACCAUGAUCACCUCUGUGCGCUACUUGUCUCUGCUCACCUCGCUCACCGCUAUUGCAGCGUCGGUCCCGGCUGCUAGAGCGGAUGGCCCGGCAGGUUCUGGUGCAGGAUACAACACGUCUCGUGUCGGGCCGGACAACGCCAACUGCACUCGCCAGAUUUACCAGCUGGACCUCACGAGCAGCAACGUUGUCUUCCAGAACGUCGACCACAAUGCAAACCAGACGUACAUCACGUCGCUCUUCCAGACAUUCCUGCCGUCGAUGAGCAACUUCACUGGGAUGUACGAAAGCUCUCAGCAGCAGAACGUCGUCAACAACUACUCCCUCUCAGGCACGCUGUGCACCCCGAAGAACGGCACGAAGAACCCUUCCCACGUCCAGUACCUCAUUCACGGUGUCGGAUUUGACUCGAGCUACUGGGACUUCGCUGCAAGCGAAGAGUACAGCUACGUUCGCGCUGCGGCUGACGCCGGCUACACGACCUUCCGUUAUGACCGCCUCGGGACGGGUCUAUCUGAGAAGCCAUCCGAUGCAUACAAUGUGGUGCAAUCCCCGACGGACCUCGCUAUCGCCAUCAGAUUCGCACAGAUGCUCCGGAGCGGCGACAUCGGAGGCCAGAAGUUCGACAAGAUCGUUGGCGUCGGACACAGCUACGGAUCGGUGCAGGUGCAGGCGAUAACCGCGCACGUCCCUACUGCCUUGGACGCUGCGCUCCUGCAGGGCUUCUCUAACAACGGCACCGGCCAAGGUCCCUUCCUCGCAGGCGGCUCGUACUCGAUUGCCACUGAGGUCUUUCCCGACCGAUUCUCUGCGGACGAACUGACCAAUGCCUACCUCGUCACGGCUGUCCCGCAAGCCAACCAGUUCGACUUCUUCUACUUCCCUUACUUCUCGGCCGCCGCGUUCAACCUCACCCGUGCGACCGAACAGCCCGCGACGCAAGGCGUGCUCUUCACGCAGACCGCCAUCAUGGGCACCGCACACGAGUUCACCGGGCCCGUCCACGUUGUCACGGGCGCACAGGACCUCCCCUUCUGCUACCGCGACUGCUACGCCGUCCCGCCGGACGCGAAGUACCCGAACAUCCCGGCGUACGCGCAGGAGCUCUACCCGAAGACGAGCAACUUCUCGGUGUAUAUCCCCGCAAACACGGGCCAUGCGGUUAACCAGCACUACUCUGCGCCGGAUGUGUACCAGGAGAUGCUGGCAUUCGUCGACAGUGCGCUGAUGUGAUUUUGUAGAACGUGACUGUAUGGAAGUACUAUUUCUCAUU
This is a messenger RNA of Rhodofomes roseus, 1452 nucleotides long. Its product is annotated as alpha beta-hydrolase. The transcript is spliced from 6 exons. The record is from RefSeq and is a predicted model, not a curated record. Lineage: Eukaryota; Fungi; Basidiomycota; Agaricomycetes; Polyporales; Fomitopsidaceae. Bases 183 to 1412 code for a protein of 409 amino acids.